Photinus pyralis (common eastern firefly) is the source of this 1464-nucleotide messenger RNA. RefSeq lists its product as uncharacterized. Lineage: Eukaryota; Metazoa; Arthropoda; Insecta; Coleoptera; Lampyridae. The transcript is spliced from 2 exons. The record is from RefSeq and is a predicted model, not a curated record. Bases 36 to 1184 code for a protein of 382 amino acids.
CAAAAAUCUUUUUUUUCAGUCAAUCACAAUUAAUAAUGGAAAGGGAUAACCUUAUCAGAUCCUACUUUAGUCUCGGUUUGCAUUAUUCUGAAAUCUUAUCACUUCUGCUAAUCCAGCACAAUAUCAUACUCAGUGAAAGACAACUAAAAAGAAUAUUAAGGAGACUCAAUUUAACAAGAAGGAAAAAUUUUUCCAGUUUUGAGGAGAUAUUCCUAUUUAUAGAAGAACUAUUAGAAGGAUCAGGGCGCUUCCAUGGAUAUAGAUGGAUUCACCUGAAAUGUUUACAAAGGGGACUCGUGGUGAAACAAGAGACUGUGAGAUUAUUAUUGAAAAUUCUUGAUCCCACUGGAGUAUCAACAAGAAGACGAAGACGCCUUAGACGACGUGAUUAUUUUAAUAAAGGUCCCAAUUAUUUGUGGCACAUGGAUGGGUAUGAUAAGCUAAAACCAUACGGAAUAGCCAUCAGUGGAUGCAUAGAUGGUUUCUCGCGUUAUAUAAUUUGGUUGCAAGCAAGUUAUACGAACAACAAUCCACGUAUUAUAUCAGGCUAUUACAUAUCAGCGGUUGAAUCAUGUGGCGGGUGCCCAAGAAGUGUACGAUCAGAUCUAGGUACAGAAAACAGACAUGUUGAACAGAUGCAAAUAUUCCUAAGAAAUAACUUGGAAAGUGACGAUUCAUUGCCUCCUUUCAUUUAUGGAUCUAGUACCCAUAAUCAACGCAUCGAAGCUUGGUGGGGAAUAUUAAGGAAACAUAACGCUCAGUUUUGGAUGGAUAUAUUUGAAGAUUUGAAAAAUGAAGGUAAAUUUAGUGGAACUAUACUUGAUAAAGCCUUGGUUCAAUAUUGCUUUCUGCAUUUGGUACAGGGACAACUUGAUCAAGUAGUACAAGAAUGGAAUUCCCAUAAAAUAUCGUCGAGAAAUCGGCGUUCACCUGUAGGGAAACCAAUUAUUAUGUAUUACACGCCCGAAAUGUAUUACGCUCGGGAUUAUAUCGUGAAGUCUCCAGAAGACGCAAUCUUGUCUUGUAGAGAAGAAAGCCUCUUUCCAUUGGUUCACUGUGAUCAGGAUGUGUAUGAACUUUGUCAGAUUUUAAGUGAAGAAAAUCAUUAUGAGAGACCUAGCACAGCAUAUGAGGCUACAGAUCUCUACAUACAAUUAAGGAAUGACAUUUUAAGUAUGUUAUAAACUUUAUUUGUCGAAAAUCCAUUUCCUUAAAGUUUAGUACCCGCAACAGAUACGUUAACGUAUAUCUGUAUUAUUACUUACCUACUUUCUUUUCAUGAUUAAAAUUCAAAAUAUUUUGUAUAUACCAAUAAAAUAAAGAAUAUAAGUUUGUGUUUUUAGAACAAAAUUGCCUACUUGUUUACAAGACAAAAUUACUUUAUCAACUAGCAGUAAGAUGGUUAAUUUACAUUUACAUGUGGCGUAUGGGUCUACUGUGCAAAUCUCAAACCGAACCAGUUUA